This is a messenger RNA of Ceratina calcarata, 1165 nucleotides long. Its product is annotated as eukaryotic translation initiation factor 4E homologous protein. Gene Ontology annotation, biological process: translational initiation. The transcript is spliced from 5 exons. Gene Ontology annotation, cellular component: eukaryotic translation initiation factor 4F complex; cytoplasm. Bases 249 to 908 code for a protein of 219 amino acids. NCBI's taxonomy places the organism in Eukaryota, Metazoa, Arthropoda, Insecta, Hymenoptera, Apidae. The record is from RefSeq and is a predicted model, not a curated record. Gene Ontology annotation, molecular function: translation initiation factor activity; RNA 7-methylguanosine cap binding.
AUAAUUGUUUCGUUAAUUUACGUUUAGUAUGACCAACAUUGGGGUUUAAAAUCUCUGGUAAACUAGCAAAAAUGAUCGUAGAGGGGGAGAUCUAGGAGAUCAACAAUUUAUCGAAACAUACACACGAGAGACCGUGUGAUAAGGAAACAGCUAUCGAGAAGCCUUUAUAUUUUUAUUUGUAUUGUUGAGAUAUAUUGUUUGUAGCAUUUAAUCGAUAGUCUCUGUAAAUUGAUAACAGAACUUGAAUCAUGUCCAAUAAAUUCGAAACUAGUACUUGCAGGCUAAAAGCUAGUGAAGACAGCGGGGAUGAUGAAACACAGUCGAAAAAUAAUCAAAAAACUGAGAAAGAUUCACUACCUCCGAUAGAAAUUAGUCCGAACGAGCACAAAUUGCAGUAUGCAUAUGCGUUAUGGUACAGCAGGCGCAAUCCUGGUAAACAACCAAAUAUACAAAGUUAUGACCAGAAUUUAAAACUGGUCGGUAGGUUUGCGAGUGUCGAACAGUUUUGGAGUCUUUAUAGUCAUUUAGUCCGGCCAUCGGAGUUAUCGACACCUACAGACUUCCAUCUUUUCAAAGUUGGCAUAAAACCAAUGUGGGAAGAUGAAGCGAAUCAGAAGGGUGGCAAAUGGAUAGUGAGAUUAAGGAAAGGUUUAGUUUCCAGAUGUUGGGAAAACCUUAUAUUAGCUAUGUUAGGAGAACAAUUUAUGGUCGGCGAAGAAAUAUGUGGAGCUGUUGUAUCUAUAAGGUUUCAAGAAGAUAUAAUAUGCGUGUGGAACAAGACUGCAUCUGACUAUGCGACGACAGUACGCAUUAGGGAUACGUUAAGGAGAGUAUUACACCUUCCAGCCAGUGCCUCUAUGGAAUACAAAACUCACAAUGAAAGUUUGAAGAAUGUUCAUCGAUUGUAACAAUCUGACGAAAUGAUCACGACGUGACGGAUUUCAGGUAAAUUCAACUAUUUUCGAGACUCCAUCUCCGUGAUGCAAUAUGUGUGCUUUUCAAUUCUACAUUUAGCCAAUUGAUACUUGUGAGAUGAUACUUAGGAGAAAAAUAUUUGAAUAGCCAUCUUAUCGGAUAAUGCAUUCUGUUCGCAAGUGUUCCAAUGUAACUUAUGUAAAUAAAAUACAUGUUGAUAAUAAAAGAAUCAUCUGAUUUCUAAAUUAUA